UCUUCCCGUCCCGGGCAGCCAGCGCCAGUCGGAGCCAGCGCGAGCCGCCGCCGCCGCCGCCGCCGCCGCCGCCAUCACUGCCGCUGCCAAGUCCUCCAGCCGCUGCCCCCGCCAUGUCUGCUACCGCUGCCACCGCCCCCCCUGCCGCCCCGGCCGGGGAGGGCGGCCCCCCUGCGCCCCCUCCCAAUCUCACCAGUAACAGGAGACUGCAGCAGACCCAGGCGCAGGUGGAUGAGGUGGUGGACAUCAUGAGGGUGAAUGUGGACAAAGUCCUAGAGCGGGACCAGAAGCUGUCUGAGCUGGACGACCGCGCCGAUGCACUCCAGGCAGGGGCCUCCCAGUUUGAAACUAGUGCAGCCAAGCUCAAGCGCAAAUACUGGUGGAAAAACCUCAAGAUGAUGAUCAUCUUGGGAGUGAUUUGCGCCAUCAUCCUCAUCAUCAUCAUCGUUUACUUCAGCACUUAAAUCCCGAGGAGUCUGCCCUGCCUAGAGAAGGGCCUCUCCCCCACCCCCAGCCGUUCCCCCACCUCUCAGCCAUAUCUCUCAGCCCCUCCCCGGAUCCAUGUGUGUGUGUGUCCGUGUGUGUGCCCCCCUGUAAAUAGCCAGCUGUUAUUUAUACAUAUAUAAUAUUAUAUAUAUUUGGUCUGUUUGUAGUUUUAUUACUAGAAGAUUUUUCCGGUUGUCCUUAACACCACUUCCUGAGGUGUCCCCGUCCUCGCCUCUCUCCAUCCCUGUCCCCCUCUUUCCCUCCUGACCAGUCCCAAGUCCCCUCAUUUGCAUCUGCUAUGCAACAGCCCCUCUCCUUCCCCCAUCCAGCUGAUCCUUCCUUGCCUUCCCCCUCCUCCCCCUCUGCACUCCUCCCACAACAGACAAAAGCACCUGGCCAGGCCUCCCUACAUGCACCUUCUUUGCAUCCAUUGGGAGGCCCUGAGACUGGCCCCACUUGGUCCUGAGAAUCCCAAGAUCUGGGAGCUUCCAGCGUGUUAAUUAGCAGAUCAUUUGCACAUCAGCAUCCCUUUGGGUUUCCUUGCUUUUUGUUCCAUCACUCUUCUUUGAACCAAUUUCUUUCUUACUGGAAAGUUAGUCCCCAGUAGUCCUCGUGUCGCUCUCUCAUUUGCACGACAUUACUUACAGGCGGUGGAGAGCCCGGGCUGUUGGGGAACUGCCCACUCCCAGGCCCUCUAGUCGUUUGCCACCCCUACCCCCAUUUCCCAAACCUCUUGUGCCCUCCUCUCCCUCCCCUCAGCUGGCGUGGAAGUGUCUUGGAGUUCAGUGUGUUAUGAUGGACCAAUAAUUCUGCCACUUGGGGUCUCUCCCUACAUUCCUGUCCCCAGUUUUCAUGUGGGGCACUCAACUGACAUUCCCGUGGGGUCUCCCUCUCUCCCAUCUAUCUGCCUGAUCCACCUCCUCCUCCCACCAGGAGAGCUGGGGGAUGGCCACAACCUGGUCUCCCUCGGGAGGGGUGGCCACCAGUAUGUGUGCGUUGGGGGGUCAUCACUGCCUUGGGGAGGAGUGGGGCAGGGCAGAGACCCCCCACCCCACCCCUGCCUGAGAUCUCUGGCCUCAGCCCUGCUUGGGGUUGGACUGAAAACCCUCCUCCCCAGUUUGGGGGUGUUGCCCCCAUCACUGCCCAGCUCCUCUGACUGCCCCGUCAAUUCAGGGCGGGGUAUUAGUCACUGCCAAUGUGUGUGUGGGACUUGGUGGGCGAUGGGGAUCCUAGCCCCUCUCCAGGGCUGUCGAGCCCAGAGAGAGAGCGAGCUGGCCCCUCAUUGGGUGACGUGGUAGAGGGCCUAAUGUCUUUUUAAAUGGCACAAUUUUAGGGGGCUGAGGGUGCAGUCCCUUAGCCUGCCACUGGAGGGGGCCCCCAACUCUUUCUUCCCCCCCACGCUCCAGAUUUUCUGUGUGGAGGGGGAGCAGGGAGAUCUAAACUGUGGUGUGAAAGGGUAGGAGAGAUGCUGGGGGUGGGGGUGCUGUGUUCUAGAACCCCCCAUAUUAUCCCAGUGUCCCCUACCUCCCCUCUUUCCCCACCCCAUGCCCCCAAUUCUGUGGCGCAUCCAGAUUGUGAAAAUGUACAAUAAAUGUGUAAUGAGUA
Molecule: messenger RNA, 2091 nt
Organism: Lepus europaeus (European hare)
Lineage: Eukaryota; Metazoa; Chordata; Mammalia; Lagomorpha; Leporidae
Gene: VAMP2
Product: vesicle associated membrane protein 2
Exons: 5
Coding region: 114-464 (116 amino acids)
Biological process (GO): SNARE complex assembly; vesicle-mediated transport; vesicle fusion
Cellular component (GO): plasma membrane; SNARE complex
Molecular function (GO): syntaxin-1 binding; SNAP receptor activity
Source: RefSeq, a predicted model, not a curated record